AUGUGUCUGCCAGGGUUAUCAUUUGUAUCAAAGGACGAUCACAGUGGUGUUCCUUUAGUUACGCUGAAAAUAGUAACACAGUCCGGUGAAAUAAAAUAUGAACAUAGAUACAAGGGUGCUGAUUUGAUUGUGAAUGCUAGUGAUUGUCAACACAUAGUAGAAUGUUACUGUACGGAAGCAGACCGUAGUAAAUGUUACAUGGCAACACUAAGGUUGGAUAUAGACAAUUGUUGGAUGGGAGUUGCUAUGAAUGCAACAAUAACUGAGACAUACAAGUUGGAAAUAACAUCUUAUAAUGGUGCAAUGUUAUCUAGAAAAACAAUUAAAGAAAUACUAAGAGUGACAGAUCUCAGUGGUAUUCAAGAAUAUUAUGGAGUUUCAAAUUUGCAAGUUCCAGUUGUAAAAGAAGACAGUUUUAAAAUAACAUGGGAACAGCCAAAGUCCUGCUAUGUUAGACUCGGUAUAAAACUAAUGGUAACAAAUGAGGAAGGCCAUUCACAGGAACACAAAGUUUCCAAAGAUGCAACAUCAUACACUGUUGGAGGUUUAAAUGCAUCUGCUACUUACAUUAUACAUAUGUUCACUAAGUAUGGUACAGACGAUUAUUUUGAAAUGAGUGAUGCAGUCAACGCAACUAUCACGCUUAUCAAACCAACAGAAUCUGGAGGAAUGUCUACUGGAGCCAUAGCUGGAAUAAGUGUUGGAUUUAUUUUGCUUCUCCUAAUUUUCUUUAUCAUCAUGAUCUUUUUGUACCGAAGUGGACGUCUUUCAAAGGCAAAGGAACAGGUUAAUACUGGGUUUACCAAAAUCAGAAAUACAAUAAAACUAAGAGAUCCGGAAUCGAAAUCAGGUUAUAACAACCGAGCAUAUUCUGGAGUAAACGAGGAUGAAUAUUAUAUAGAGGGUGGCGCACUUAUCUCAACGAGCCAAGCACCUCUAUCACGAAAGUCGAUAUCACUGGAGUCUGAAAUAACUCGUGGAAGAUUUGCUAUAAUUUAUAAAGCUAUUUAUUAUGGUAAUAACAGAGACGCAGAGACUGUUGUUGCAAAGACAUUGAAAGACCAAGCAAAUGAUGAUGAUCUAAGAAAGAUGAGGACAAAAAUAAAUUUCUAUUCAACAAAAGUUGGCCAUCACAAACACGUACUUGAUUUCAAAGGAUUUGUUGAAGACGACGUUCGAGGACCUUUCAUGGUGCUAGAAUAUUGUGAAAUUGGAAGUUUGAAGGAUUACCUGAGAGAUAAUAAAUCCAAAGUGAAUGAUGAUAUGACAGAGAGAUUGUAUCGGAUUUCAUAUGGAACUUGUAUGGGCAUGGACUAUUUAGCCUCAAACGGAAUUGUCCACAGAAGACUUGCAGCAAGAAAUAUUCUCCUAAACUUUUUGUUAGAACCAAAGAUAACAGGAUUUGGACCUGAUCCAGACGCUGAUAAGGAUAACGACGAUACAGGUGAAAGAAUUCCUGUGAAAUGGAUGGCUCCUGAAUGUAUGUCAAGCACAAAGAAAGCAACUGAGAAGAGUGAUGUUUGGUCUUAUGGUAUAGUCCUGUGGGAAAUUUUCUCUAUGGGCGAGACGCCAUACCCUGAUGUAAAAGGCCCACGUCUGCCCGACUGGCUCAGACAGAAUAACAGAAUGACUAAACCGGAAUACUGCGAUGAUCAGUUUUACAAAAUGAUGAAGAAAUGCUGGCAGUAUGAGCCGAAUAAGAGACCAAACUUCAAAAAGUUAAAUACCGACUUAGCAAAGAUGUUUUCUGAGGGCCCCGACGAAGAGUAUUAUUACAGAUCAUCCCGAAUCUACGAUAACAGAACAUAGCUGAAGACGUUUAAAGAACUCUUUAUCCCGUGUAUGAUGGAUGAAUUACAAAGAAUUGAGAAGUACUUCUGAGAGCAGUGGUCUGACAUGUGAUAUGUAAUAUACACUGUGAUAGUAGGAUAAUUUAAAAAUGAUAGCGUUUGGUAGUUACAUUAAAUUGUCAGGAAUUUUAUCUAAUUAGCAUAAAACAUGACAAAAGUAUGAUUUCCAAUAACAUUAGAAGACAUCACCGUGUAAAUAAUGUUUUGUGUAAAUAAUGUAUCAGAUCAUAUUUUAUAAGCUACCUAUAUGCGGCCAUUGUUCUAUGAUUAACAUGUUCUUUUACUACUUAUAACUGCUCUCAAGUCAAAGUAAAACUUAACAAUAAUCCUUUAAUCUUUUGUCACAUCAACUGCAUUUACUCAUAAAUAAACAGCUGCGCAGGGUCGUAUAGAAAGAUUGACUUAAAAUAACAAAAUAUGCAUUUUUUUUCUUUAAAUUCAAAUGAAUAAUUUAUGAUGGAAUGUUCAGCGACAAGUUAUGCUAAAACUUAGAUUAUGCUUUAAAAUAUGUAAUAGUUUCAAAUCUAAAUACAAAACAAACUGUUUCAAGUGAACAUGAGAAAAUAUGUAACACUGUGACUUUGAUUUAUUAUAGAUGUUUUACAAGAAGAAAUAUUAUUGAUAAAUUUAUAUUUUCAAAAUCA
This is a messenger RNA of Mytilus trossulus (common blue mussel), 2494 nucleotides long. RefSeq names its product fibroblast growth factor receptor 2-like. Gene Ontology annotation, molecular function: protein binding; transmembrane receptor protein tyrosine kinase activity; ATP binding. The transcript has 14 exons. The coding region runs from base 1 to 1809 and encodes 602 amino acids. The record is from RefSeq and is a predicted model, not a curated record. Lineage: Eukaryota; Metazoa; Mollusca; Bivalvia; Mytilida; Mytilidae. Gene Ontology annotation, biological process: protein phosphorylation; multicellular organism development; cell surface receptor protein tyrosine kinase signaling pathway. Gene Ontology annotation, cellular component: signaling receptor complex; plasma membrane.